AUGCUAAAUCUCAAGCCUGCAGCUCAUUUCAUUCUUGAGAUAUUGUACAGACAGGAGGAUUGCCAAUCCCAUUGUCCUACGGACAGACAGAAGGUUUGCCAAUCCCCUUGUCCUACGGACAGACAGAAGCUUUACCAAUCCCCUUGUCCUACGGACAGACAGAAGGUUUGCCAAUCCCCUUGUCCUACGGACAGACAGAAGGUUUACCAAUCCCCUUGUCCUACGGACAGACAGAAGGUUUGCCAAUCCCCUUGUCCUACGGACAGACAGAAGGUUUGCCAACCCCCUUGUCCUACGGACAGACAGAAGGUUUGCCAACCCCCUUGUCCUGCGGACAGACAGAAGGUUUGCCAGUCCCCUUGUCCUACGGACAGACAGAAGGUUUGCCAACCCCCUUGUCCUACGGACAGACAGAAGGUUUGCCAAUCCCCUUGUCCUACGGACAGGCAGAAGUUUUGCCAACCCCCUUGUCCUGCGGACAGACAGAAGGUUUGCCAAUCCCCUUGUCCUACGGACAGACAGAAGGUUUGCCAAUCCCCUUGUCCUACGGACAGACAGAAGGUUUGCCAACCCCCUUGUCCUACGGACAGACAGAAGGUUUGCCAAUCCCCUUGUCCUACGGACAGACAGAAGGUUUGCCAACCCCCUUGUCCUACGGACAGACAGACAGAAGGUUUGCCAAUCCCCUUGUCCUACGGACAGACAGAAGGUUUGCCAAUCCCCUUGUCCUACGGACAGACAGAAGGUUUGCCAAUCCCCUUGUCCUACGGACAGACAGAAGGUUUGCCAACCCCCUUGUCCUGCGGACAGACAGAAGGUUUGCCAAUCCCCUUGUCCUACGGACAGACAGAAGGUUUGCCAAUCCCCUUGUCCUACGGACAGACAGAAGGUUUGCCAAUCCCCUUGUCCUACGGACAGACAGAAGCUUUACCAAUCCCCUUGUCCUACGGACAGACAGAAGGUUUGCCAAUCCCCUUGUCCUACGGACAGACAGAAGGUUUGCCAACCCCCUUGUCCUACGGACAGACAGAAGGUUUGCCAAUCCCCUUGUCCUACGGACAGACAGAAGGUUUGCCAACCCCCUUGUCCUGCGGACAGACAGAAGGUUUGCCAAUCCCCUUGUCCUACGGACAGACAGAAGGUUUGCGAAUCCCCUUGUCCUACGGACAGACAGAAUGUUUGUUAACCCUUUAA
This is a messenger RNA of Homalodisca vitripennis (glassy-winged sharpshooter), 1194 nucleotides long. Its product is annotated as cell surface glycoprotein 1-like. Bases 1 to 1194 code for a protein of 397 amino acids. The transcript has a single exon. The record is from RefSeq and is a predicted model, not a curated record. NCBI's taxonomy places the organism in Eukaryota, Metazoa, Arthropoda, Insecta, Hemiptera, Cicadellidae.